This is a messenger RNA of Salvelinus fontinalis (brook trout), 6266 nucleotides long. Its product is annotated as disco-interacting protein 2 homolog C-like. Lineage: Eukaryota; Metazoa; Chordata; Actinopteri; Salmoniformes; Salmonidae. The record is from RefSeq and is a predicted model, not a curated record.
CUAAUGGCAGAGCGUGAGGCGUCGCCGUUACCACUGGACGUUCGCGCCCGGCUGGCGGAGUUGGAGCUCGAGCUGUCAGAGGGUGACAUCACACAGAAGGGUUAUGAGAAGAAGCGGUCUAAGCUGAUCAGGGCGUACAUUCCUCAUCCUGGAGGUAUGGAGGGUAUGUCCCACCGCCCCUUCUUCGCCCCCCUGUCUGCCGCUCGCUUCCACAGACGGCGUUCUUCUGGAACACGCGAUGAACGCUAUCGUUCAGACGUCCACAGUGAGGCGGUGCAGGCAGUGUUAGCCAGACAUGUGGAGAGCAAGGUGGCAGUGCCCAUGCCCUCCAAACGACGAUCGCUGGUGGUACAGACAUCCAUGGACGCCUACACACCCCCAGCAAGCUGGCCUUUAACAUCCUCCACAAGCUGGGCAGCAAGCAGGAGCCCAUGGUGCGACCGGGGGACAGGGUGGCGCUAGUGUUUCCUAACAAUGACCCAGUGGCCUUCAUGGUGGCCUUCUAUGGCUGCCUGCUGGCUGAGGUGGUCCCUGUGCCCAUAGAGGUGCCCCUCACACGCAAGGAUGCUGGCAGCCAGCAGAUCGGCUUCCUAUUGGGUAGCUGUGGGGUUACCGUGGCGCUGACCAGUGAUGCCUGCCAUAAAGGCCUGCCCAAGAGUGCUACAGGAGAGAUACCACAGUUCAGAGGAUGGCCUAAGCUGCUGUGGUUUGUGACUGAGUCAAAGCAUCUCUCCAAGCCUCCCAGAGACUGGUUCCCUCACAUCAAAGAUGCAAACAACGACACAGCAUAUAUAGAGUACAAGACCUGUAAGGAUGGGAGUGUGCUGGGAGUCACGGUGAUGAGGAUCGCUCUGCUGACUCACUGCCAAGCCCUCACACAGUCCUGUGGCUACACAGAAGCGGAGACCAUAGUGAAUGUUCUCGACUUUAAGAAGGACGUGGGACUGUGGCACGGCAUCCUCACGAGCGUGAUGAAUAUGAUGCAUGUGAUCAGCGUUCCCUACUCUCUGAUGAAGGUCAACCCGUUGUCCUGGAUACAAAAGGUCUAUCACUUUAAAGCCAAGGUAGCGUGUGUAAAGUCCAGGGACAUGCACUGGGCUCUGGUGGCCCACAGAGAGCAGAAGGACAUCAGCCUGAGUUCCCUCCGUAUGCUGCUGGUCGCCGAUGGAUCGAACCCUUGGUCUAUCUCGUCCUGUGAUGCGUUCCUCAAUGUGUUCCAGAGUAAAGGCUUAAGGUCAGAGGUCAUCUGUCCCUGUGCCAGCUCCCCCGAGGCACUGACUGUUGCCAUCAGAAGGCCAGUGGAGGACAGUAGCCAGCCACCAGGACGAGGUGUUCUCUCCAUGCAGGGUCUGAGUUACAGUGUGGUCCGCGUCGACACCGAGGAACGCCUGUCAGUCCUCACUGUGCAGGAUGUGGGCACUGUCAUGCCUGGAGCCCUGGUGUGUGUGGUGAAGCCAGACGGUGUGCCUCUCCUGUGUAAGACAGAUGAGAUCGGGGAGCUGUGUGUGUGUUCCGUUGCCACGGGAACAUCCUACUACGGACUGACAGGCAUGACCAAGAACACCUUUGAGGUGUUCCCUGUAGCAUCCGGUGGAGGCCUGGUCAGUGAGUAUGCGUUUGUCCGUACGGGGCUGCUGGGCUUCGUGGGGCCAGGUGGUCUGGUGUUUAUCUCCGGCAAGAUGGACGGCCUCAUUGUGGUCAGCGGACGCAGACAUAACGCUGAUGACAUCAUAGCCACCGCACUGGCCGUGGAGCCAAUGAAAUUCAUCUACAGAGGGAGGAUAGCAGUGUUCAGUGUGACCGUGCUGCGUGAUGAGCGUAUCGUGGUGGUAGCAGAGCAGAGACCAGACUCUACUGAGGAGGACAGCUUCCAGUGGAUGAGCCGUGUGCUGCAGGCGAUAGACAGUAUCCAUGGUGUGGGUGUGUUCUGCCUGGGGUUAGUUCCAGCCAACAGCCUCCCUAAGACCCCCCUGGGGGGUCUACACCUGUCUGAGACCAAACAGCUGUACCUGGAGGGGGGGCUGCACCCCUGUAAUGUCCUCAUGUGUCCUCACACCUGUGUUACCAACCUGCCCAAACCACGACAGAAACAACCAGAGAUUGGUCCUGCAUCUGUGAUGGUGGGGAACCUGGUGUCUGGGAAGAGGAUCGCUAUGGCCAGUGGCAGAGACCUUGGACAAACUGAUGACAAUGACCAGUUCCUGUUCCUGUCAGAGGUUCUGCAGUGGAGAUCUCAGACUACGCCUGAACACAUCCUCUACACACUGCUUAGCUCCCGGGGAGCGGUGUCUAGUUCUCUGACGUGUCUUCAGCUCCAUAAGAGGGCAGAGAGAGUUGCUGCUCUGCUGCUGGAGAGAGGAGGACUACAGGAGGGAGACCACAUAGCACUUGUCUACCCACCAGGUAUAGAUCUGAUUGCAGCGUUCUACGGUUGUCUGUAUGCUGGCUGUGUUCCUAUCACGGUCCGACCGCCCCACCCACAGAACAUCUCAACCACACUGCCCACGGUCAAGAUGAUCGUAGAGGUCAGUCGUUCGGCCUGUGUGAUGACCACAGCGGUCAUCUGUAAGCUGCUGCGGUCCAAGGAGGCAGUCGCCACAGUUGACAUCAGGAACUGGCCUCCCGUCCUGGACACAGAUGACCUGCCAAAGAAGAAGUCUCCAGCGCUGUAUAAGCCCUGUAACCCUGAUGCCUUGGCCUACCUGGACUUCAGUGUGUCCACUACUGGCAUGCUGGCUGGAGUACAGGUGUCCCAUAAUGCAGUGGGAGCGUUCUGUCGGUCAGUGAAGCUGCAGUGUGAACUGUAUCCCUCCAGAGAGGUAGCGAUCUGUCUCGACCCCUACUGUGGCCUGGGCUUCGUCCUCUGGUGUCUCUGCAGUGUGUACAGUGGCCACCAGUCGAUCCUGAUCCCUCCAGUAGAGUUGGAGUCUAACCCAGCCCUGUGGCUGCUCGCUGUCAGCCAGCUCCGAGUCAGAGACACCUUCUGUUCCUACAGCGUCAUGGAGCUCUGCACUAAAGGACUGGGCCUGCAGACAGAUGCACUGAAGGCGCGGGGCCUGGACCUGUCCCGUGUGAGGGCGUGUGUUGUGGUAGCAGAGGAGAGACCCAGGAUGUCUCUAACACACUCCUUCUCCAAGCUGUUUAAAGACCUGGGCCUGCACCCCCGAUCUGUCAGCACAGCAUUCGGCUGUAGGGUCAACCUGGCUAUCUGUCUGCAGGGCACCUCCGGACCAGACCCUACUACAGUUUACGUGGACAUGAGAGCUCUGCGACAUGAUAGGGUUCGGUUGGUGGAGAGAGGUUCUCCUCACAGUCUCCCUCUCAUGGAGUCAGGAAAGAUCCUACCUGGUGUCCGCAUCAUCAUCGCCAACCCAGAGACUAAGGGACCCCUGGGAGACUCCCACCUAGGAGAGAUCUGGGUGCACAGUGCCCAUAAUGGCAGUGGAUAUUACAGUGGUUAUGGAGAGGAGGUCCUUCAGUCUGAUCACUUCACCUCCAGACUCAGCUUCGGAGACACAUCCACCGUCUGGGCUCGCACCGGAUACCUGGGCUUCUUACGACGUACUGAACUCACUGAUGCCAGCGGAGAGAGACAUGAUGCGCUGUAUGUGGUGGGCGCGUUGGAGGAGGCCAUGGAGCUGAGGGGGAUGAGGUAUCAUCCUAUAGACAUCGAGACCUCCGUCAUCAGGACGCACCAGAGCAUCAUGGAAUGUGCGGUGUUUCCCUGGACUAACCUGCUGGUAGUUGUGGUGGAACUAGAAGGCUCGGAGCAGGAAGCCCUGGACCUGGUUCCCAUGGUGACCAAGGCAGUGCUGGAAGAGCAUUACCUCAUCGUUGGUGUCGUCGUAGUAACGGACAUCGGGGUGAUCCCCAUCAACUCUCGCGGGGAGAAGCAGCGCAUGCACCUCCGAGAUGGCUUCCUACAGGACCAGCUCGACCCCAUCUACGUGGCUUAUAACAUGUAACCCAGCCGCCCCAUCCGGGGGGGAGUGGGGGUGUGGGUGGAUGUAAGAGAGGGGGAUGUGUGUGUUAGCAUGUGUGUGUAUGCGUACGUGCGUGUAUAUCGCUGGUGUUGUUCAUUUCAAAUCAAGACGUACUGUAUUUUUGAAUCUGCACAUGGUCAUAUGGUGUGGUGCCAGUUGUCUGAUCCUUUAGUUGUGCUGUGGUGGAGGUAUGGCUGUUUCUACACCCCCGGUUAAACCUGACACCUAGACAGGAAGUCGCUGUACAAAGCCUUAGAGGAACACUGUGUACUGACUACACCACUGGUUGUUAGGAGAGAGAGAAAAUAUCUCUGAACAUAUCUGUUAUCUUAAUGAAAUAGACAUGAAAAAUUAAGUUAUUAAAGUAUAUUGUCAGAAAAAGACAGGGGGUUCAGAUUAGUGUAUAAAUAUAAAUAUUGUACAUAAACAAAAUUAUCUAUACGGCGAGAACUGAAACACACUGAGGGCCUGUUAUACAGCUUUCUCCACCUGCGGUGUGUGUGUGUGUGUGUGCGUGCGUGCGUGCGCGUGAAUGAAUGUGAUACAGUGCACUCCUCUUAUAAGAAUCACAUACAUACUUAACGAUUUGUUUCCUAAAGCCAAUUAACUCCUAAAUGCCAAGUUAACCUGUUAGAAGUACACAAUUGUUUCUAUCCAACAUUGUUUGACCAUUAUAAGCAUUUUAUUAUGGUAAUAUGUGAUUCUGCGAAGAGAGCCCAGUAAGUAGCAGAGGAAAUUAGUAGUUGUUAAGCCCAGCUCUGGACCAGAAACACGAGAUACAUUUGAAAUGUUAGCCUAUUCCCUUUAAGGUGCACUGUUGGGACCAUGGUCAUAAAUAGGACACUAUAUACAAAAGAAGCCCCCGUUUGGGACGCCUCCACAGUAAAGUGUUCUAACAAAGAGAAAACAAAAGAGUUUAGAAGAAAUGUAUUUAUCAGUCAUAAAAUGAUCACUUAUGGCCUCUUCUAUGUUAUCAGUCUAUGUUAUCAACUUUUCUGUGAAAAACAUAAUUUCAUGUUACUGUUUAUUGCCAUGAGUAUUGUCCUAGAGGCAGAACUGAGUGGUUUUUUCUAGAUGGGCCAGCUGCGAAGUCAAAAUUGUCUAUAAUGAAAAAAUUCAUGAAAUCAAAAAUGUGCUUUUUUGGGCUUAAUUUAAGUUGAGGGUUAGGCAUUAGGGUUAGCAGUGUUGUUAAGAUUAGAGUUGAGGUUUAAAAUCUGAUUUUAUUCCAGUUAGUGACCACUCUGCAGAGCUGCCUCUAGGGCAAGACUCAUGACAGUAAAUGCCAACCUGCUAAUUUUAAUAAAAUAAAAUCACAUUUUAUUUGUUACAUGCGCUGAAUACAAAAGGUGUAGAUCUUACCGUGAAAUGCUGACUUACAAGCCCUUAACCAACAAUGCAGUUCAAGAAGUAGAGUUAAGAAAAAAAUGACAAUAUAAAUGAAAGUAAAAAAUCUAAUCAAAAGUAACACAAUAAAAUGACAUAACAAUAACAAGGCUAUAUACAGGGGGUACCGGCGCCGUCAAUGUGCAGGCCAGUUGAGGCAAUUCGUAUGUGUAGGUAGGGGUGCACCUAAUGCACCUAUUUGUUUACGUUCAGACUCCUGAGUUUGUUUUAUCAUCAUAAUCACAACACAUCUCAUUUUAAUUCAUGUUUUCAGCUACUUUUGUCUCAGAGCUAUAAUAUAAUGCCAUGUAUGAAAAACACACAUAUCAUGACGUAUUUAUUUUCUUGUUAUUCUGUACUAGAGAAUGGUGAUGGUACUAUUUUUUUAUUUUUUAUUUAACCUUUAUUUAAAUAGGCAUGUCAGUUAAGAACAAAUUCUUAUUUACAUUGACGGCCUACCCCGGCCAAACUCUAACGCGGACGAUGCUGGGUCAAUUGUGCGCCGCCCUAUGGGACUCCCAAUCACGGCCGGUUGUGAUACAGCCUGGAAUUGAACCAGGGUCUGUAGUUACUACUCUAGCACUGAGAUGCAGUGCCUUAGACCACUGCGCCUCUCGGGAGCCCCCUGACUGUGUGUUAGAGAAAGAGGAGUCUUGUAGGUAGGGUUAAGCCUGGUACAGAAACUAGAGAGGUGAGAGAGGUGAGAGAGACUGCAUUUUGGGUGUGUGCGUGUGCGCGUGCGUGCGUGUAUUGUGUGUAAAUAGUGUUGAUUUUGUAUGGUACAGGUGUGUGUGAUUGUUUUGUACACAUGAUGAAAAUCUAAAAAUGACACUUUUAUAAGAGCCUGCCAUUGGCUCAAGAUCACACUAUACAGUGCAAUAAAGUGCUUUGAUUGGUUAA